This is a messenger RNA of Hirsutella rhossiliensis, 627 nucleotides long. RefSeq lists its product as uncharacterized. The transcript is spliced from 3 exons. The coding region runs from base 1 to 627 and encodes 208 amino acids. The record is from RefSeq and is a predicted model, not a curated record. Lineage: Eukaryota; Fungi; Ascomycota; Sordariomycetes; Hypocreales; Ophiocordycipitaceae.
AUGCCUUGGAGACAAGCCCCUGUCGUCGACUUUGAACAGCAGCCCGAGUACCAGUGGCCGUUCUGGAAUGUCGGCUGUCGCGAAGCGGACCUGUUCGGCGAGCUGCACCAGCGCUUCAACGAGGUCCCGAAUCCCACCUUCAUUCAGGACCCGGACGCCUUCCAUGCCGAUGUCUUUGAGCUUGCACGCGACUCUGCCAACAAGGACGAAUUCAUUGCCCGCCUGCAAGAGAGGAGAGACCUACGGCUCAAGGAACUCGACGAUUUUCGCAGGAAGAUCUAUAUCCUUCUCCGCAGCGGCUUCACCAGCCUGGACGAUAACCAGGUGUGCCGCUUGAUGCAUAUGAACCUCUUUGCAACUCUCGACUCAAUUGUUGCUUUGUACGCGUCUCUUCUUGCGCCAAAUGAAUAUGGCGAGCAGCCGUCGUUGGAUGAAUUCCUGCCAUCCGACGAACGGCGCCGUCGCCGAGAGAACCGUCUCCAGGCUUGUGACCCCCAGUCCAAGCCCGCGCCUUCUCCUGCCGACGCGACGGAUCCUGCCAGCACCAGCCAAUCCAAGAUGCCGACCCCCCCCCACCUAUGGGCAGCCAGCCCAAGGCAACGGGAAGCGCAAGGCCUCAGAGUGUAG